AUGAAACAACUUGAGGGUUUCAUUCAAGAAGGUGGAGAAGGAUUGGUCUGCAAAUUAGAGAAAUCCAUUUAUGGAUUAAAACAAGCAUCCAAACAGUGGUAUUUGAAGUUUGAUGAAGUGGUUAAGUCUCAUGGUUUCAUUGAAAGUCCAAUGGAUGAAUGUAUAUACAUCAAGGAGGCGAAAUGCCAGUUUCCAAAGGAGAUAAACUAA
Prunus armeniaca (apricot) is the source of this 210-nucleotide messenger RNA. NCBI's taxonomy places the organism in Eukaryota, Viridiplantae, Streptophyta, Magnoliopsida, Rosales, Rosaceae. The record is from the annotation of a GenBank genome assembly.